UGGUUGGUAAAAAAGGAAGAGCUGAAUUCAGAGCCACUGUUACUGGCCCGACAUGGAAUCAAGCAUUGUGCUUUUCAUGUCGAAUGACACUGAAUACCCGGAUGAUUAUUACAGUACCAGAGAAACUCCUGUGGAUGGGGUCAAGGGAUAUUCGGUGUCAGCGAUAAUCUCCCUCCUGGUCUUUUUGGUGGUCUUCCUGUUGGGUGUGCCAGGCAAUGCUGUCGUGAUCUGGGUGACAGGGAUUGAGGCCCGAAAGAUGGUCAAUGCGGUCUGGUUCCUGAACUUGGCCCUGGCCGACCUGCUCUGUUGUCUGGUGCUCCCAUUCUUGGCCGUCCCCAUCAUCCUGCAUGAUCAUUGGCCCUUCACCGAAGCCGCAUGCCGCUUCCUGCCCUCCGUCAUCCUCUUUAACAUGUACGCCAGUGUCCUGCUGCUCAUGGUCAUCAGCAUUGAUCGCUGCCUACUGGUCAUGAAGCCCAUCUGGUGUCAGAACCACCGCACUGUGUGCAUGGUCGGCUCUGCCUGCUUCUUGGCCUGGAUGCUGGCCUUGGUUCUGACCAUCCCUUCCCUGUUGUACCGCCAACUAGUGAAGGAAGACUUCCCUCCCAGCUGGCAGUGUGGGGUGAGCUACGAAAUCAAAGCAGUCGAGUUAAGCGUGGCAAUCUCUCGCUUCCUGCUCAGCUUCCUGGUCCCUCUUGCCAUCAUCACCGUCUGCUACAUGCUCUUACUCAACCGUCUGUGGAGACGCCAGGCCACUCGCUCCUACAAGACCGUCAAGGUGGUUGUGGCUGUGGUGGUGGGCUUCUUCAUCUGCUGGACCCCCUAUCAGAUUGUGGGCAUCUUGAUAGCCGUGAGUGAAUGGGGCUCCGUCCUCUACUAUUGGGCAAACAAGAUGGACAGCUUAGCCCUCGCGUUGGCUUAUGUUAACAGCUGCGUCAACCCAAUCAUCUAUUUGGUUGCAGGCCAAGGCAUCAAGGGCCGUUUGGUGAGCUACUCUGUAUGCACCAACCUCCGGAAUGUUCUGAUGGAGGACUCUGUGGGGCGGGAGAGCAAGUCCUUCAGCCGAUCUACAAUGGCAUCGACAGUGGUCCCUGAGGAGCAGCUGUGAAGCUGACUUCUGGCCCCUCUCGGAGGGAGCGGUGACGCCGCAGUGUGAAGGGCCCUCCUCUCUCUGGAGGAACAGUCAAGCUUGGCCUGUGGAUAGCUGCUUCUCUUCUUCUCACUCCUGUACUAAACCACCUGCCUCUCCUAGGCUCCAGCUAGAUUACGAGCUUUCUGAAGGCAGAAACCGUUUUUGUCUUUCUUUGGAUCAUUGGUGUUUAUCACAACGCCUGGCUCUAUGGGAUUAAUAAAUGGACCUACUAUCUCUCCCCAGAGAAUCUUCUAUGGAUGCCUCGCCAGCCCCCCCAGUCCCUCUUGGAGGCCUUCUCUGAAUGCCCUCAUUCCCCAGGGGGACCCAAUUCUGAGCUUCUCUGCUGUCUUCUUUACCUCCUCCUCCAGGAAAUCCUCCUGGAUUGCAGCCCCCCCCCCCAACUCUUGAAUCUUCCCCACCUUGUUUCAAUAAAUCUUUUGGUCAGAAUUGAA
This is a messenger RNA of Trichosurus vulpecula (common brushtail), 1581 nucleotides long. RefSeq names its product complement C5a receptor 1 (gene C5AR1). The transcript is spliced from 2 exons. Gene Ontology annotation, cellular component: plasma membrane. Gene Ontology annotation, biological process: phospholipase C-activating G protein-coupled receptor signaling pathway; chemotaxis; inflammatory response. Bases 53 to 1105 code for a protein of 350 amino acids. Gene Ontology annotation, molecular function: G protein-coupled receptor activity; complement component C5a receptor activity. The record is from RefSeq and is a predicted model, not a curated record. Lineage: Eukaryota; Metazoa; Chordata; Mammalia; Diprotodontia; Phalangeridae.